UCGAUCCCCGACCCCGACGACACACACGGGCCGUGUUCGGUUCGGUUUUCCGUGAGUGUGACGAGAGUGAACGAGAGAGAGAUCGGCCUGACGGCAUCGCGUUCGCGAGGUGUUUUGCGAACGAUCGAAACAGUUUUGUUUCCCCUCCCCUCCGCUAUCUUCCGUCCGUUUUCGGUGGUGGCUGACACGAGGCUGAAAGAGUGAGGCGCGUAAGCAUCCCAUACCGUGCAGCGAUGUCGGACACACGGCGACGUCGUAAGUCCAAUCAGUCAUGCGGCUCUGACGAUCUCUCGGACUCGUACGAGGAGCUCAACGCGACGAAGGAGACCCAGAGUAGCGAACAGACUGAUGGACAUCAGGAUUCGGAGUGUGAUAUUUAUGAAAGUGACUCUGAUGCCGAAUCACAGGAAGGUGGAGAGCAACGUGAGAGUGGGGAUGGGCAGGAAGAAGAGAAACCGCCGAAGAAGUUGGACGACGACGAGGAUAGACGUAACCCACAGUACAUACCGAAACGAGGAACCUUUUACGAACAUGAUGAUCGUACGACCGAUGAAGUAACUGAUAAUAAUACAGAACAGCAGGCAAAUGUGAAGGAAACCAAGGAGAAGAAGGUAUGGAAGGACAAAGAAGAUAGAUGGGACCAUGAUCGAUAUAAUGAUGAGGAGCAAGCUCCAAAGAGACCCGAGGAGUUGAUAGCGACAUAUGGUUAUGAUAUUAGAAAUGAAGAAGGGCCACCUAGAGCUAGAAGGAGAAGGAGAUAUGGUCGUGGACCAAACAAGUACACAAGGAAUUGGGAAGAUGAAGAUGCUUAUGGAAAAACUAUACCUGGUAGAGGAAACAAUAGACGCUUCCAUAAAAAUAACGAAGAUUUUCCUGCUCUUGGUAAUAGUAAGCAGAGCACUCCAAGCAAAGUAGAAGAACCUGUGAUUUCAUCAGCUUGGUACAGCAGCAAAAACAAAACACAGAACAAAACUCAAAACUUUCCGCCGCUUCAGGCCCAGCAAGAUAAUGCAAAAACCAAGCCUGUUACCACCUCUAAUACAUCCACAAAUGAAAAUAAAUUAUUGGAUGAAUCUAAUAAUACAUCUUGGAAAAAGGAUGGUAGACAUGUUACUCAGAAUCAAAGUACAAACGGAAAUACCGGUUCUGGCGGUGAGGCGGAUAAAUUAGCUAAUGCUAAGCCAUCGCCAAGGGAGAAUAACAAGAGGAACACUCAAGAGUCCGUAAGCUUGGCCGCGAGUAGGACGCGUGGAAGAGGUUUCAAGCCCAAUCCUAAUAACAACAUGGUCACUAACAGAAUAGUUGAAAAUAAAUCGAAGGGACGUGGUCCAGGUCCGGUUACAGUAGAGAAUAGAAGAAAUAAUACCACGCAGCAUAACGAAGAGCAUCAACUUGCUCACGAUAUGAAACAACAACUUAACAUUAAUGAUGGUAGUCAAUAUCAUCAACCUGCACGACACAAUAAAGGUUUUUUCACAGCUCCCAACCAACACAGAUCAAAUACAGUACCACCUAGAAUGCAGCAACAACAGCAGCAACAGCAACAACAAUCACAUCAACAACAAACACAUUCAUCACAGCAGACAAUACAGCAACAGCAACAGGAUAGUUCUGGAAACAGACCUAAACGAUAUUCCAGUCUUCGUCAACGACCUACUAUUUCGGAAACUUCCGCGCAACAAAAUUAUCCAUCUCAACAUGCUCAACAUGGGUAUUUUCCACCUCAAGCUGGAAAUUCAAGAGCCGUAUUAGAAUCCCAAGGUUAUCCUCAAAGUCAUUUCGAGCAGUCUUCUCCAGUCGCUCCAACCGCAGCACCCUUAGCAGGUCAACCUGUUAUUUCUUUACCACCUGGUGGGCAAGCUAAUUACGCGCCACCACCGUUCUUAGUACCACCACCGCAAUUUAUACCACCUCAAACAGCACCUCCUAGUAUAAUUAAUUAUGUUCCCGGUCCAAAUGGUCCAACGUUUCCACCAAAUUUUCAAGGUUAUCAGGGAUACAACCCUUCGGUACAGCCUCAGGGUCCACCGCCACCUCAAGAAUUAUUCCAACCGCAAGGGUGUACUUAUUAUAGUCCUGCACAGCAGCAGCAGCAACAGCAACAAACAGCUCCUUUACGACGACCAAAGGCAGCGAUACCUAUUCUUCCACCACCUGAUAAUCAGCAGAGCAGAGGAAGAGGCAGAACCACUCAACAGUAUCAGCAAAAUAAUCAAUCUGGUGGUGGUAAUAUACAACAAAUUGAACAAGAAGUCAAGAGUAGUAACAUGGUGGAAAGUGACGAGAAACCCGUGCCGGGACAAUUCGACAGUGCGCAAGUUGAGCACCCGAGCCCGAUACCGAGUAUUCAGGAAUCCCAGAAGAAUCAAGCUCCAGAUGUAGUCAGAACUGUGAACGAUGUAGACGAGAAAAUUGAGUCGAUCACAAAUGUCGACACUCCUAUGAAAAUCGACGCGUCACCAAUUAAAAAAGAUAAUCUGGAUGAUAGCGUCAGUGUUAAAGAACUAUUAGAAGCAACUUCUAACGAAAAGAACACGGUUUCGCACAGUCCAACGACAUUGGCUAGCGUCGAGACUGAAUUAGGUAAUAUCGAAUCCACGAUUUCCGAAAAUACUAUUGUCGAGGAAGCUGCAGCCUAAAGAACGUGAUUAUUAUUAUUUGCGCUUCGUAUUCACGUAACGUUUCCCCAUUUCGCGGUUUACCGCGAAUUGAAAUGUUUUACUUCAAUGGAUAUGCGACACGCUCGGGUGAAACAUUGCUUUAAAAGUUAGUUCAUUCAUAUAUUCAUAAUCGUAUAUUUAUUCUGUAAUGCAAAUGCGCAAUCUUUUGCUAUAGGAUCAGAGAUGCAGAAUAAUUAUUAAUGAAGCCAAUUCACAUUCGGGAAGGUGCGUUAGCGAAUGCACUAUAUUUUAUAACAGAUCAAGAUAUAUUAAAAUUAUGCUCUCGAACGCAGUUACCUACAGUAAACUAGUUAUCUGACAUGUACAUUACAUUAUGCAGCUUUAAAGCCCGCCACUAUAGCUAUUUAUAUAUCAGUUUAAAAGCGAAAAAUCAUAAGUGAUUUUUUGCUUUUAUCCCGUGAUUUCUUUUUUGUAGUAUUAUGAUUUAUUUGAUCAUUUAUGUAAUUAAUUUUGUAUAAUUAAAAUUAAUUAGUUUUUUUACUAGUACUGUUGAAGAUACUUAUGCAGUACUUUAUAUGGUAAAAAAACAAUACAAACAAUGUAUAUGUGUAAAUUGAAUUAUUAGAAAAAAAAAUCAUUUUAGUAAAGUGAAAAAGAAAGAGUUCAUAUAUUUCCCGAUAUCUGUGUCGUCGGGAAAUUUUUUGCGACUUUAUUGAAACUGAUUUUUGUGAUGAUGCAACAUGACUACAGUGACGGACUUGAAGCUCUGAUAAUUGCUUAGAAAUAAAUAAAUUUUUUAAAGAAAUUGAUACGCGAAUAUAAUGUUAUUAAAUAUAAGUUUAAAGCAUAUAAAAAAAGCAUAUUUACUUAUGGAAACUAUAAUCCGUAUUUGUAAUAUCUAAAAUAGCCUCAUAUAAUGCGCUGACAUUAUUGCCUGGAAUACGAAGUAUCGAUAACUUUUUCAUAUAUGAAGUUUACCUAUAACUGGUCACUAUUUAACAAAAAGCGGUAUUGUGUACCAAUGUAAUAUAUUUGGCAGCUGCACGAGCCAUGACUGUAACACGAUGUGUAUGUAUGUAUACGUAUAUAUGUGUGUGUGCGUGUGCGUGCAUGUGUGUAUAUACAUACACACACACACACACACACACACACACACACACACACACACACUAUACAUACAUAUAUAUGUGUGUGUGUAUAUACAUACAUACACACUUUUUUCAAUGUUAUGACUACUUACAGUGCAGAAACGUUUGUAGUUAUAAUAUUAAAAUAUAUUUCAUUGAAUAACGUAAGUGUGCAUCUCUUUGUACGUAUACAGAAAUUUUCUCUUUUUACACACAAUUGGGAUACAUACAAUUGAUUAUUCUUUCUAUCUACCUUUUUUAUAUAUUUCUGUGCUCUUUUCUCUUAACUUUGUUCAAAGAGAAACUAAUUUACAGUUAGCUUUAUUUUAUUCUAUAUUUACAAAAUAUAGAAAACGUGAGAAAGCAACAGGAAUGAACAGCUCUAAUGUCUAUUUACUUUUCUCAUAUUAUGCGAAGUCUUUUAUUAUAUUUUAUUUACACGUUUUAAGUUUUGUAAACUGACCAUUUUUGUUCUAUUGAAGUAUAAAUUGGUUGUUAUAAAGAUAAUAUAGAAAUAUUUUUUGCGACAUUAAGCAUGCAUCUAAGGUCUAACUCGAAUAUACUAGAGUGGUUAAUCAAUGAAAUAAGAUUAUUUUCUAAAUAUAUUUAAAAAACAGCGAGAGAGCGCAUUGAGGCGAAAUGUUCAAUUAAUUUUGUUUUACCAUGAUUAAUUACGUCUAGAAGUAUAAUUAUGGCUGAAACAAAAUUGUAUGAAAAAAAAGUGAAAUUAUAACGAUAGGAGAUUUAUACAUGGUGAACGACACUUUUGCGCAAUAAUAAAAUAUAAAAUUUAAGUGGAAACGAAGCGAGCAAGAACACGUCACAUUCGCUGUAGUAUAUUGUACAGUUUAUAAAAACUAAUACCGUUAGUAAUAACUUUAUAUAAUAUAACUUUAAGCUUUAAACGUUUAGGAGGGAUUACAUACACUUUAUUAAACUUUGUAGAUAUAUUUUCAUUGAUAUAUCGAAUGUAUUAUAGGAAAAAAAAUAAAUACUUCAAG
Molecule: messenger RNA, 4749 nt
Organism: Monomorium pharaonis (pharaoh ant)
Lineage: Eukaryota; Metazoa; Arthropoda; Insecta; Hymenoptera; Formicidae
Gene: btz
Product: protein CASC3
Exons: 9
Coding region: 234-2639 (801 amino acids)
Biological process (GO): mRNA processing
Cellular component (GO): exon-exon junction complex
Molecular function (GO): mRNA binding
Source: RefSeq, a predicted model, not a curated record